AUCAGAUUGAAUAGUUAAGAUAAUUAUCCGGAAAUAAAUAUUUUCACAUGACGUCACCGUGAACGACAGGAACCAUUGUUCAGUUGUGUUGCUUAACGAUAAUGAAAUAUGUGACUCACAACAUCCGGUUUGUCCUAGAAACCGCCAUAUCAGGGCAAGGCGGAAUAUUAUAGCUCUCAAAUCACAACGAAUAUUUACUAUGUCUCGAUAGCGAGUACAUGAUAUUGCUUUUAUUACUGUAUUCAUUUCGAGAGGUUUUAUCCCUAUAUGACGUCAGAAAUGAACCGUUUUAACCCAGCUGUCACGGUUGACGAGUACCUCGCGGAGAGUAAUGUGCUGUUUUACCUGAGUGAUGCUUUAGCCCAGCUGCUGGAACAUAAAGAAGAAUACAGUAAUUUUGGUGUGAUACGCUACUUCGCUGAAUAUUUCAGCAGCGUGAAGAAUAGUAACCACAUCCUCUUUAGGGAGUUUAACUACAUCAGGGCCACUCCUCAUAACAGAGCCUCAUUCAUCAAAGUCUUCUGGAGAUGUUACAGACAGAUUGGCAAGAGUGGAGAUAUGCUGUCUGUAUUGGAGUAUAGCUCCCUACUUCAGUUACUAUGUCCAGACUUCCCAUUGGACAUAGCAAAGAGCGCUUCCAAAAUUGUUUUGAUGGAUGAGAGCGUAGACUCCUUGAUGUCUUUCUCAGACUUCCUUUACGCCUUCCAACUACAGUUUUACUACCAAGAAUUCCUUGAGAGUGUGCUGCUGAUUUACCAAGACCUGUUAGCUGGAAAGAGUCCAAACACUGUCAUUGUUCCCACAUCCGCUUCUGUGGAACAGCAUCCCUGCUUGGUUAUAGAGGAGAAUAACAAGGAGGAAAAAAGAGAUUUUGAGAUGGAGGUUUCUACUCUGGCUGGGUGCAUCGAUGCCCUCUUUGACCGCUUCAAACACAGUCUUCCUCCCAGGUCGUGUUUAAAAGAAGCAAUGGAAGAAACUGACAAGAUGUCGUGGUACAGCUUACUAAGGAGCCUGGCUAAACAUGACAUCAUAAACCAAAGCAUUGGAGCAUUACCGAGUAAGACGGAGGUCCUGAAUGACCCAGAGAUGGACCAAGAACUGGACAAACUCAUUGCUCAGAUCUCCGUCAGUCCCAGCAGCAACAGUAGCGGCAGUGCGGUGGGGAUGCUGAAAGAGGUGCAGAGGAAAGCAUCCCCCAGGAGAAGCAUCCACCACAGGAGGAAGAUGGAGGUGGAGAGUGAUGGCUCCACCGAGGAGACGGAUUCCUCCGAGAACUGAGUCUUGAACACUUGAAUUGUGACCUUUGAACUACCUGUGACACAUCACACCUUCCAUGGUGGACAUUUUUUUUUUUACAUACUAUAAAUGUUCUUGCCUGUGUAAACUCACACUUUAGUUUCAAUUAGGUUAGAACGGUGGCAGAUCAAGAGAAGUAUUAGCUGUUCGACUUGACUGAACAAAUGUAUUAAUAUUAUUUAAUACUAGAAAACAUAUUAAACACUGUGAAUCUUAAUGCUGUCAUGCACAUGUCCAUUAGCUAUACACUGAACUGUUUACUGCAUAUAUUUAUUCAUUUUCAGGUAUUGAACAAAAAAUGGGGUGUGGCCUGCUGCACAUUAUGAAAAUUAACUUAACAGGAAAACUCAAUCAGUGGUAAUUUCACAAGAAUUAAGUACAAAUAUUAGACAAAAAAGUCAGAAUUUCACAGUAUUAUGAGGAAAAAUAUAAUUUUAGUCGCAUGAAGAUGAAAUGGUAAAGAAAAAAGUUAAGGAAACCGUUAUUAUUACAUUGUUACAAAUUCAUAAUAUGAGAAGAGAACAAAAAGGGAGUAGAAAUAUUUGGAAAAUUAUGAAUUUGUGUAAAAAAAUGUUAUUUCAGUACCAUUUCACCAAAAGUGGCUGCACCCAUAGAAAAACAUGACGUGAAUAUAGAUCAUCACUUAUACAUAUUUCUAAUAUUUGCUUAGAAAUUGGUUCUUCUGACAGUUAACUGACAAUAAGAGAAAUAAAUAAUGUAACCAUAUGCUGUUGUAAAUGUGAUUUAUUGACAAGAAUAGCCAUCAUCAACACCAAUCUGUGCAUAAUCAACAUCUAUAUCAUGCAGUGGUUCCUCCAUAUUUUGGUCAAACCUAUAUAGAAUAAUAGCUUCUAUACAUACAUACAGCCUGUAUACAUGAUGUUUAUUAAUUAUGUACAUUAUAUCCCUAAGAUGUUGAAAUUACAAGGGGUGAAAUUAAAAAGCCACACAACCAAUCUGGAAUCACUGGCAUGGAAAGCUUUGAAUUUUUGCUAUUAUUAACUGAAAUAAAUAUUCAUGUCAGUCAUCUUAAAUGUACAAAGUAAUCAAGCUGCAAGAACAACAUAGAGACAUCAGAAAUAAUUAUACAAAAAAAUAAAUAAGUAGGCACUAUUUUGUAUAACACAGUGUGUAUUACAUGCUUAAAACUGAUGAUAAAUACUUCUUUACCUUGGGAAUAUUAGCUGUUUUUACCUUCAAUACUCAUGACGCAGCAUCAGGAGCAACUGAGGGUUUAUCUUGCGAUGUCCUAUGUGAGGACAGAGGAUCGCACCAGCAACCUCUAGGUGGGUAGGUAAUUACUCUACCAUCUGAGCCAUGUCUCACCAUGGGGCCAAAAAUACAAAUAUCCAAGUUUAAAUCUAGCGAAUGUGAUUUUUCAUACAUUAAUAUGAAUUUGUAUUCUAGUCAAGUAAAUAUUUCAACAUUAACCCACAAGAACCCAGACUUGUUUCUGCUUAUAAAAUAACGAGGGGUGUGACAUUCUCUAAAAAAAUAUUUUUUUGUUCAUAUUUUUUGGGUAUCUGGAACAUAUUACAUUAUUUCCUAUGGAAAAAAAAUGACCUCAGUUUUAAAAAAAAACUGAGCUACCACUGUACUUUACUUUGGGUCUUCAUGACUUAACAGGUAAAGACCAAAGCUGUACGGUGUAGGGAUGAUUUUAGUACAUUUAAAGCAGGGGUCUCAAACACGCGGCCCGCGGGCCAAAUGUGGCCCGCAGGACACUAGUUUGAGGCCCCCGCCUUGAUAUGAAAGUUUAAUGUUAGUGCGGCCCGCGCAAGUUUGAUAUGGAUGCUGUAUGGUAUCAUGUACCCAGAAAAAAUUAUUACGUUUGAUUAAUGUUCAUGUUAAAGGUUAAAUAACUUUUAAUAGUUAUCCUCCCUAUCCGUGUGGAAGUGGUGAGUUU
Messenger RNA from Doryrhamphus excisus (bluestripe pipefish), 3202 nucleotides. RefSeq names its product centriolar satellite-associated tubulin polyglutamylase complex regulator 1 (gene cstpp1). Lineage: Eukaryota; Metazoa; Chordata; Actinopteri; Syngnathiformes; Syngnathidae. The record is from RefSeq and is a predicted model, not a curated record.